AUGCAGGCGGGCUUGUUGUCUAUGCCAAUCGAAAUUUGGGAAACCAUUCUCUACUGGCUUCGCCAGCUUCCUGCAAGCCAGCCAAUAGACCAACAGACCGAAUCGAUUCACAUAGAACAAUACUUUGAAGAUGACGACAAUCAACGCCUUCGAAAAUUUCAAAAAGCACGCGACCAUCUUCCUUUGAUCGAUAUCCUAUCACUCGCCUCAGUCAACCGUUCAUUCUAUCGAGUGUUCUCUCCUUAUUUUUUUGAGCGCUUAGAUUUCCAAGGCUUUACCUUGGAUAGACUAAAAUCCACACAAGAAAUUAUUCAAAGACAUUCAGAUCAUGUUAGAAUACUCCGGUGGCGAGUCUCAGACUACAAAUCGCUUGCUAAGGAGCGUGAAGUAAUCAUGAAUGCAAGAGAUAAUAAUGUACCAGUUUGCGAUCAACAAUGGGAUCCUCAGUCUCGAUCUGAAGUUAUAAUCAAAAUCUUAACAUCUUGCCCAAAUAUCCUUGGUAUCGACCUCGAUCUCGAUCCAAAAUCUUCUAUACCUAUCAAGACUGGAGAGAUGUUGUUUCCAAACUAUCAGCUAAACGAUUCAACAUUAUCUACUCAUCCUCAAAUGCCGAACUUACUUAUCGGCCCCAUCUCACAACUUACUUCACUUAUUCAUCUUUCACUGAACUCUCCUAGUGAUCGACCACCUUACACAGAAACCUUUCUAGUAGAUAUUCUCAUCAACAUUCCUCGACUCCAAACUUUUGCUUGUUCAGGGAUUGCAGCGACUCAUCCGGAUACUUCAGAUCUGCGAGAAGGUUGCCGAUCUCCGCUUGGCCUUCAUCUUGCUUCCCUUACCCAUCUCGUUGAAAUACAUUUUGAUAAGGUGGAGUGUUUAGAUUCUAGUUGGACAAUAUGCGAUUGGAAGAGUUCAUUGAAAUGUUUAUCAUUAGUAGACUGUGAUCGAGUCUCAGUACCAGUCUUCCAUGAAUUCAUCAAACUUUUUGCCUCGACUUUGUCAUCAAUUAUGUUCAUCAAUCUCGCCCUUUACCGUAGCACUUUAGACUCAGCCGCAACACUUCAAGACUUGAAAGAUGAUAAAUUUCAAUUUGAUCUACCUAGCCAAGAUUUGGAAGACUUAAUCCGAGAUAAAAUUUGGCCCAAUUUGAAAACGUUUGAAAUCACGAAUCGAGCACGUUUUCUUCGUCGUAAAGAGGUUGAUGAUUUAGAAGCCUUGUGUCAACAACAUUCAGUUGAGAUGAUUUUCAAUGGCACGUGUACUGAUGAGGAAGAUAUUUUUGACCACGGCAUACCUGAAUCACAUGUUCACUUGCUUGAACUUCUUCAGGGUGGUGCUGGGAAUUUGCAAGAUAAUUGGGAGCUUUUAUUUAAAUGUAUCAUUAAGAUGGACAAGUUGAUAAAGAUCACUGUAUCACAUUGA
Molecule: messenger RNA, 1422 nt
Organism: Melampsora larici-populina 98AG31
Lineage: Eukaryota; Fungi; Basidiomycota; Pucciniomycetes; Pucciniales; Melampsoraceae
Exons: 5
Coding region: 1-1422 (473 amino acids)
Source: RefSeq, a predicted model, not a curated record